AAGCGGCUGAAGUAGAUCCGGGCGGAAGUGAAGCGGCCCCGGCCCCGGCCCCGGCCCCGCCCGCUGCUGCCCCCGGGUGCUCGGCGGGAGCGAGACGAGCCGCGGCCAUGGAGGCGGGCCCAGUUCCUGAGAGCAUUGCCGAGAAGUGCCCCUUGGCACCCGAAGACGCGGAGCCUGGCAGCGGGGUGUACUCCUGCUUCAUGAGGUCCCAUCGCUGCUACGACCUGAUCCCCACCAGCUCCAAGCUGGUCGUCUUCGACACCUCCCUGCAGGUGAAGAAAGCCUUCUUCGCGCUGGUCACCAAUGGCGUGCGGGCUGCCCCGCUCUGGGACAGCAAGAAGCAAAGCUUUGUGGGGAUGCUGACCAUCACUGACUUCAUCAACAUCCUCCAUCGCUACUACAAGUCGGCCAUGGUUCAAAUCUACGAGCUGGAGGAGCAUAAAAUCGAAACGUGGCGAGAGGUCUAUCUGCAAGACUCCUUCAAGCCACUGGUCUGCAUCUCCCCCAGUGCCAGCCUCUUCGACGCCGUCUCCUCGCUGAUCCGGAACAAGAUCCACCGGCUGCCCGUCAUCGACCCGGACUCCGGGAAUACGCUCUACAUCCUCACGCACAAACGCAUCCUCAAGUUCCUCAAGCUCUUCAUAGCGGAGGUCCCAAGGCCGGAAUUCAUGGGCAAAACCCUGGAGCAGCUGAAGAUCGGCACCUAUGCCAACAUCGCCCUGGUGCGCGCCAACACGCCGCUGUACGUGGCCCUGGGCAUCUUCGUGCAGCGCCGUGUCUCUGCCCUGCCCGUGGUGGACGAGUCAGGUCGGGUCGUGGACAUUUACUCCAAGUUUGACGUCAUUAACCUGGCGGCCGAGAAGAUGUACAACAACCUGGACGUGACGGUGACGCAGGCCCUGCAGCAUCGCUCGCAGUACUUCGAGGGGGUGCUCACGUGCUACAAACACGAGACCCUGGAGACCAUCAUCAACCGCCUGGUGGAGGCCGAGGUCCACAGGCUGGUGGUGGUGGAUGAGAACGAAGUGGUGAAGGGCAUCGUCUCCCUCUCUGACAUCCUGCAGGCACUGGUGCUCCCGGGCGGGCCGCAGCCCUGAGGGGGGCACCCCGCUGCCUGUUCUGAGACUGUCGCUGCGGUGGGGCUCUGAGGGACAGGGCCCAUGGAUGCCAGGCCCCCCUGGCCACCCAUCACCCGCUGGCCCUGCCCUGCUCCACCAGCAUCGCGCCUCCCGAGCCGCAGCCCCCCCAAGCAGGCGGGAUGGGGGGGGCUGCACGCCAGCCAAAAGCCAGCAAUAAACCCACCCAGUUCUCCCAGGCAGGCUGGGCUGCUCCGUCCACAGGGAGUGGAGCAGGGCUGAGCCCCCAGGCCCUACCCGUGCAUCAACACCAUGUGUUGGGCAUCACUUGGCCGGGGAGAUCCUAGCUGGGCACCCUGCACUGGUGCUGCCAGCCCCUCCUGAAAUGGCCAGGGAAGCCCUGUGUGAUCAGCUGCCCCACGGUGCUGGACCUGUUCCCAUUUCUGCGCCCCUCCCCCCCAGGGGCUGGAACAGUUUCCUUAUUUCAUCCCCCUCUCCCCCCGGGGGUCAGAUCUCAACCAGCUCCUGCCCUGCAACGCCGCACGGCCUUGCCCCUGGGCAUCUGAAACUACCCUCCCCCCAUACCCCAGUGAUUUCCCCCCUUCCCUUAAGAAAGUCCAAACUCUGUUUUUACUGAGCACUGUUUUUAUAUCCUGUUGCUGGAGCCCUGGCCUGGGGCAGGGGCCUCGCUCGCUCGUCCUCUCGCUGGCCCAGGGUGGGAACUCGUCUUUAGUCGGAGUCUGGGCUGGUGGCCGUUGGGAUGUGGGGGUGAGGAGACUCCCAGGGACUUGUGCCUGGGACCCCGCCCCCACAGUAUCUGCACCCAUCACUGCUCGGUUAUUAUAAGUCUGUAAUAAAAACCCGGCCGUGCGUCUAGAUGACGCUACUCUUA
Caretta caretta (loggerhead turtle) is the source of this 1968-nucleotide messenger RNA. It is a transcript of the gene PRKAG1, whose product is annotated as protein kinase AMP-activated non-catalytic subunit gamma 1. Gene Ontology annotation, cellular component: nucleus; cytoplasm; nucleotide-activated protein kinase complex. The record is from RefSeq and is a predicted model, not a curated record. Lineage: Eukaryota; Metazoa; Chordata; Testudines; Cheloniidae. Gene Ontology annotation, molecular function: protein kinase regulator activity; protein kinase binding; AMP binding. Gene Ontology annotation, biological process: regulation of catalytic activity; protein phosphorylation.